UUCUGACACAUUGCAACAUCCAUAGGAAAGUGAACACGCGUAGCAAUCAAUAUGUCCACGUGACCUGUCUUUUUCAGUUCUCUUUCAACUCGCAACUAGAGUAAUUGCAAAUGCAAAAUGUGGAAAAGUGUAUUUUAUAGCAAAAUCAUAAUAUUUUGCGUUUAAGUUAUUGUGUUACCGUUUACAAAAUGCCACCAUCGAUUGGUGUUAAUUUACGUGUGACUGGACACUGCAGUCAAGGCGGGAGAAAGUAUAUGGAAGAUUUGUUUUCCGUUGCCUAUCAACAAACGGAAGACGAAAGGGACUUGGAGUACGCUUUCUUCGGUAUAUACGAUGGCCAUGGAGGAAGCGAAGCUGCAGCCUUUGCAAAGGAACAUUUAAUGGAUUCUAUUGUGAAACAACGGCAAUUCUGGUCGGACAACGACGAAGACGUCCUAAAAGCCAUUCGUAAUGGUUACAUGUUGACCCACUUGAACAUGUGGAAAGAACUAGAAAAAUGGCCCAAAACUGUGACGGGGCUGCCAAGCACGGCGGGGACCACAGCCAGCGUGGCGUUCAUCCGCCGGGGAAAGAUAUACAUAGGGCAUGUGGGUGACUCCGCAAUAGUGCUGGGAUAUCAGAAAGAGGGUUGUGAAGAGUGGGCGGCAAAACCGCUAACAUCAGAUCAUAAACCAGAAUCGAGUGCAGAAAUAGAAAGGAUUCAAAGAUGCGGGGGCAAGGUGAUCACCAAGGCGGGUGUGCCGCGCGUCGUAUGGAACAGACCCCGCCUCGGGCACAAGGGACCAAUCAAGAAGAAUACUCCUAUGGACGAGAUACCAUUCUUAGCUGUGGCAAGGUCACUUGGCGACCUUUGGAGCUACAACCCACAAAACGAUGAAUUCAUCGUCAGUCCUGACCCGGAUGUGGGAGUGUUGACCAUAGACCCGGCCAAGUUCAGAUGUUUAAUAUUUGGUACGGACGGGUUGUGGAACAUGAUGUCUGCGGAGGGUGCGGUGGCGCUGGUGCAGGCGACGGAGCGACACAACGAGGCCGCGCUGCUGGGCGCCGCCGGGCCCCCGCGCGACUGGCUCAACCCCUCCAAGAGCCUCGUCGACCACGCUCUCGAGAGAUGGUCCAAUACGCGAAUGAGGGCAGACAAUACGUCAGUGGUGACCUUGAUGCUGGACCCUCCGGGCCCGCCGCGCGCCACCGUGUUGCGCUCGCGCACCGGCGCCGCGCACCGCCCGCACCUCGCCGCGCCAUCCCUCGCGCACCCGCAAGGCUCGCCGCCUCCGCAUCCACCGCCCGCCUCCGCCUCCGCCUCCGCCUCCGCUGCACCCGCUGCUCCCGCCACGCACGAUGCACCCGCAACACCCGCAACACCCGCAACGCCCGCCACACCUCCAAACGGCGACGGCGACUCGCGUCAAGUGCCACAGAAUGGCCUCACCAUCAUGACGCGGUACUCCGAAGUCGACAAGCCUGCGUCGACGCCGGACGCCGCAGACAAGACACCGUUGCCUCCGUGUGCCACCCUAGACGGUCGCUUCUCUGUACCCAGCCGGGAGGAGACGCCGCGCGAGGAUGUCGAAGACGCGAUCACUAAUUAUGGGAAUCCGGCGGAAUCUUACUUCAUGGCGCGGCUGUUAAAUCGAAGUCGCGUCGUCAACACUCUGUCGGAGGUGUACGAGGAGAUCGUGAACAGACAGACGUCGGACCGCUCGGAGGCCCCCGAGGCGCCGCCCGCCACCGCGCUGCCCGAGGCGGCGGGGAAUGACGCCGCCCCUCCUGCGUCAGACCGCCGCGUCGAUGCGGUCCCCGAGCCGCCCCCCGCGACCACCUCGCCCGUCCGCCCGGAACCCGACGGCGGCAUCCAGAUCAACGAAGUGUCGUCUAGUUCGCCCACCGACGCCCCGAGACCUCGCGGCCGCAAGCCGAGGGGCGACGCGAGGCGCGAAGUCGUCCCCAACGACCGAGUCCUGCGCUCGCACCCCCACCACGAGCCCGACGCCCCCGGUCGGCCGCACACUCGCCAAACUCGCGGCAAGAACAUCGAGCGCGUCGUCAUCCUGACGCGACGUCCGCCCCCCAAGGCCGAGCGCGGGGAUCGCUCCCCUGCGGUGGAGGCCCGGGGCGUCGGGCGCCGCGCGGCGGACCCCGGCGAGGAGGAGGCGCGCCGGACGCGUUCGCAGUUCGCUUCGGGAAACUGCGCGCGCGCCCCGGGGCCGGCGCGGCGUGCCGCGGCGGCGCGCGGGGCGCACUACAAGGAGAACCUGUGCGGGAGGACGCGCGCACGCACCGCGCCCGCGCCGCGCCAGCGCGCUCGCCGCGCCCCUAGCGACGAGGUGCACUCCACGACGGGGUGGGCGCGCGCUCUGCGUUCUCGCAACGACGGGGAACCGCACGCCGCUGUGGGCCCGCAGCCGCCCAGCAGCGCGCCCACAGCGCCCCCGGCGAAGCGCGCGCGCUGCGAGGCGGUGACGCCGGCGGCGGCGAGCGCGGGCAAGCGGGCGGGGCCGUGGCCGACGCUAACGUUACGAAACCGCUUACGUCGCCGCCUCGCCAAAUAGUAGCGGCACGCGCCGGAGUGUUACAAGUGCAAGUGCAAGUGGACAGACAUAUGAGAUUUAUUUGUUUAAGUAACGUUGUGGUGUAAUCGCAAUGCGCCUCCGCUACAUUGUAGCGCCACCUGUCGUCGUUUACAACAAGCGCUCCUACAUUGUUGUAACAUUUAGUCAGACAAUGUCGGGGGCGGGAGUAAUGUGAUGUUACCUGCGAGUGCGGGAGCAAUGGUGCCUUGUCUAGUACUGCCAAAGUACUGUUUUGAACUUUAAAUAUUUUAUAUGGGAGUGCGAGCUGAUAUAUAUAUCCAAAGAUGACUGCUUUGUAUACGGUUAGACUUGUGUUGUUAUUAUUUUGUAUUUUGUUAGUCGGCCGAGCGGCGCCAUGCUGCGUCAUGCUGCGCCAUGCUGCGUCAUGCUGCGCCAUGCUGCGCUCGCGGAGCUGCGUUGGAAUCAAUAGUACAAAGAGUUAUUGACUAGUUAGAUAGAUAAGGCGACGACGAGGACCACGCAAUGAAUUAGCCCAAAUAGAUAUUUAUUUUGUCUAUAUUUAUAGCACAUCAUAUUGCAUUUAAGUUUAGGAGCCAGGAAAUGUGAUUUCCGCAACUCAGAGGCUACGUCUGAACUUUGAGAUGAAUUUGUUACAGAGCCACGAAACGUAUAUACCGAGACUUUCUCAAAAAUCUAAAUAUUUAUAUAAAGAUAAAGAAUUUAGCUAAAAUUACGAAAAGUAGAUUUUGUACAUUAAUUAAACAUUUACAUUUUAUCUUAUUUUGUAAUUAGAGUGGUUAUUCUUUUAGGAAAAGAAUUAUGUUUUAUUAUUUGGUUGACAAAGAGAGUUAUAUUGUAAGAUAUGAAGCAGGCAACAGUGAAUUGAGACGAAACUAGUUGCCUUAUUGUGCGGGGAGCGGUCGGGGGAAGACCAAUCUCUUGUUAGUAUAAGUAGAGGUUUGCUUUUGUAAAUGUCAAAGUUAAGUAUAUUGUGAUGAUGAAACCAUUGACUUAUAUUUUAUUAUCAUAGUGAAGAGUGAAUCAGACGCAGAUCAGCAACAGUGACUUGUUGGUGUGUGUGU
Messenger RNA from Papilio machaon (common yellow swallowtail), 3613 nucleotides. It is a transcript of the gene Pp2C1, whose product is annotated as probable protein phosphatase 2C 20. The coding region runs from base 189 to 2549 and encodes 786 amino acids. NCBI's taxonomy places the organism in Eukaryota, Metazoa, Arthropoda, Insecta, Lepidoptera, Papilionidae. The transcript has 5 exons. Gene Ontology annotation, biological process: protein dephosphorylation. Gene Ontology annotation, cellular component: nucleus; cytosol. The record is from RefSeq and is a predicted model, not a curated record. Gene Ontology annotation, molecular function: cation binding; protein serine/threonine phosphatase activity; mitogen-activated protein kinase binding.